AUGAAUAAAUGGAUGUUUGGAGGAGUCGAUGAAGGGAUCUCAAUCGAUCCUUAUACAAGAAUGGUAAAAGUUUAUAGUCGUGAUGCAAAUACAAAUCGUAUCAUUUGCCAAGAAACUCAUAUU
Funneliformis caledonium is the source of this 123-nucleotide messenger RNA. NCBI's taxonomy places the organism in Eukaryota, Fungi, Glomeromycota, Glomeromycetes, Glomerales, Glomeraceae. The record is from the annotation of a GenBank genome assembly.